Myotis davidii is the source of this 1967-nucleotide messenger RNA. Its product is annotated as phosphatidylinositide phosphatase SAC2. Bases 186 to 1967 code for a protein of 593 amino acids. Gene Ontology annotation, cellular component: early endosome; clathrin-coated endocytic vesicle. Gene Ontology annotation, biological process: phosphatidylinositol dephosphorylation; vacuolar proton-transporting V-type ATPase complex assembly; regulation of endocytic recycling. The record is from RefSeq and is a predicted model, not a curated record. Gene Ontology annotation, molecular function: phosphatidylinositol-4-phosphate phosphatase activity. The transcript is spliced from 14 exons. NCBI's taxonomy places the organism in Eukaryota, Metazoa, Chordata, Mammalia, Chiroptera, Vespertilionidae.
GUAAGAAGCAUCACUUUGGAAUUAACAAACCAGAGAAGAUUAUACCAUCUCCUGACGACUCAAAGUUUUUACUGAAGACCUUUACGCAUAUUAAGUCCAAUGUAUCUGCUCCUAAUAAAAAGAAAGUCAAGGAAAGUAAAGAAAAGGAAAAGUUGGAGAGAAGAUUACUUGAAGAGUUGCUGAAGAUGUUCAUGGACUCGGAAUCCUUUUACUACAGCUUGACCUAUGACUUGACCAACUCAGUGCAGAGGCAAAGCGCUCCGGAGAGGGACCCCCGGCCCCUCUGGCAGAAGGUUGAUGAUCGAUUUUUUUGGAAUAAAUAUAUGAUACAAGAUCUUACUGAGAUUGGUACGCCAGAUGUGGACUCCUGGAUUAUCCCCAUUAUCCAAGGCUUUGUGCAGAUUGAAGAACUUGUGGUAAAUUACAGUGAGUCAUCUGAUGAUGAGAAAAGCAGCCCAGAGACCCCGCCUCAGGAGUCCACCUGUGUAGAUGACAUUCACCCACGAUUCCUAGUGGCUCUCAUUUCACGUCGCAGUCGGCACAGAGCAGGAAUGCGCUAUAAACGAAGAGGGGUGGAUAAAAAUGGAAAUGUUGCAAAUUAUGUGGAGACUGAGCAGCUAAUUCAUGUCCAUAAUCAUACCUUGUCAUUUAUUCAAACCCGAGGCUCUGUGCCUGUCUUUUGGAGCCAGGUUGGCUAUCGAUACAAUCCAAGACCUCGGCUGGACAAGAGUGAAAAGGAAACUGUUGCCUAUUUCUGUGCCCACUUUGAAGAACAACUGAAAAUUUACCAAAAACAGGUUAUUAUUAACUUGGUAGACCAAGCAGGAAGAGAGAAAAUUAUUGGGGACGCUUACCUAAAGCAGGUGUUGCUCUUUAACAAUGCGCACCUCACUUAUGUUUCAUUUGACUUCCAUGAGCACUGCCGAGGAAUGAAGUUUGAGAAUGUUCAAACACUAACAGACGCUAUUUAUGACAUUAUUCUUGACAUGAAGUGGUGUUGGGUUGAUCAAGCUGGGGUAAUAUGUAAACAAGAAGGGAUUUUUCGAGUUAAUUGCAUGGACUGCCUGGACCGCACCAACGUGGUUCAAGCUGCCAUCGCACGAGUGGUCAUGGAGCAGCAGCUGAAAAAAUUAGGUGUGAUGCCCCCGGAGCAGCCACUGCCGGUGAAAUGCAAUCGGAUCUAUCAGAUAAUGUGGGCCAACAAUGGUGACUCCAUCAGCAGGCAGUACGCUGGCACAGCUGCUCUGAAGGGUGACUUUACAAGGACAGGGGAAAGGAAGUUAGCAGGAGUCAUGAAAGAUGGUGUUAACUCCGCAAAUAGGUAUUACCUGAAUCGAUUUAAGGAUGCUUAUAGGCAAGCUGUCAUAGAUUUGAUGCAAGGCAUUCCAGUGACAGAAGAUCUUUAUUCCAUAUUUAACAAAGAGAAAGAGCAUGAAGCUUUGCAUAAGGAAAACCAGAGAAGUCACCAGGAACUGAUUAGCCAGCUUUUACAAAGUUACAUGAAGUUACUGCUGCCUGAUAAUGAAAAGUUCCACGGGGGCUGGGCCCUCAUUGACUGUGAUCCCAGAGGAAGAGAAACACCAAAGAUGAGAAGGAAUCCGGCUCUGACAGCUUUGCCUCCUCGAGAGACAAACGGACGCCCCGACCAGAUGCCGCGGCCCUACAAGCCCUUGCCGGGCGCCCGGCGGCCCGGCCGCAUCGCAGAGCACGUUGCUGAAUUGGAUCGCCUGACGACCACGCUCAAGAUGGUUCUCCUUUUAGCCGGGCUGACGCUGAAAGCCCCGGUGGCGUUGUAUUUUUAUUCUAAAAUAGUCCUUUUUCAAAGCCUCCUGUUAAUGUCCCCCGAGGACAGCGGCUUUUACGCCCUGGUUGUGGCGGUGAUCGGCCUCCACCUGCUGAUCUGCGGCUUCGUUUUUGUUCUGUGGCCGGAGGACGGCUGGCCCGGCUGGCGGGGGCGGAAGCGCUAG